UUUAAAGGUUUAUCCGGACGACAACAGCGUGUACUAGUCAACGGUGAGAUUUCAGAGACACGUCCAGUUUCCUCCGGCGUUCCGCAAGGAUCAAUACUCGGUCCACUCCUGUUUCUCAUCUACAUAAACGACCUUCCCGAAUCAAUAACCUCAUCCGCUGUUGACGUUUCCUUGUUUGCCGACGACACAAAAUGCAUCUCAGUUAUUGAAUCACCGGUUGACGCCUGUGUCCUUCAAGCUGAAGCGAGAAACGUGGAGAAAUGGGCUGAGUUUUGGAGGCUCAAAUUCAACGCCGAAAAAUGCAAAGUUCUGAGCGUUACGAGAAAACGUCAUCCUCUUGUUGCUGAAUACAUUGUCAACGGUAAAACUUUGCAGCAUGUUUCCUCGCAGAAAGACCUCGGAGUGACGGUUUGUUCAGAUCUCAGAUGGAACACUCAUAUUUACGAGCAAAUUACGAAAGCCAACCGCCUACUUG
Molecule: messenger RNA, 475 nt
Organism: Paramuricea clavata
Lineage: Eukaryota; Metazoa; Cnidaria; Anthozoa; Malacalcyonacea; Plexauridae
Source: the annotation of a GenBank genome assembly